GCCGUUGAAUGUAGUUUAGCGUUGAAAAUUGUGAUGCUCGCGUUUGAGUGCUGACUACUUGAAUACAAAAUAAUACAGUUUGAAUUAUUGGUGUUUGAAUGUGCAAAAUAAAUGCAAUAAAUAUAAAAUAUACGUACAUAUAAAAAUAUAAAAUAUUGAAUGCAAGUGAAGUGAAGUGCGUGAAAUUAGUGGAAGAGUAGUGAAGCAGUUUGGGAAGUCUUGUGGUUAAGCAGAGCAAGUGGCUCCGCAACAGUGAAGUGUGGAUGAUCCGUCUUUAUAAAAGUAAAACAAAGUCAAAGUUGUGCGGAGGUGGCAUUCAAUUGUUGUGGCUAACAUUGUGCUAAUUCUUGGCCGAAAUACACGUAAAUAAGAGGCGUCAGCUGUGUAGGAGAAAAGAGGAGGUAUUUGAAAAUUGCAUAAACACGCGCCCGUGCGGCGUGCGGCGUGCCACUAUGUGCUAACGGUAAUUCACAAGUGUCUAGCAAAUCCGCUGCAAGGCUAAAUAACAACAACAACAACAACAACAAAACCGCCGCAAUAACGCCGACACAAAGUCUACAGUUACGUGGCGUGCGUGCUCGUAUGCGCGUUUGUGUGUGCGCGUGUGAGUGUGAGUGUGUGUCAGUGCACGGGAAGUGAAAGCCGGAAAAAGGAAGUGCAGUGAAAGUGUAUUUCAUCUAAAUACUUACACAUACAUACAUACAUAAAUGUGAAUCGCACUGCAGCGUGCAGCAUACCAAGUGCUAAAUAACGGAGCACAAAAACAAAACAACAAAUUCCUUAACAACGACUGCAUAGUCGAGGGCGCGCAACAUUACCUUCCAUUUACUCAUUUUCACUGUCUUCUCUAUGAAGUUAGCGCAGAAACAGGUGAAAAAGUGCAAUAAAACUGGUGUAGCAGAAAUCAAGAAAACAAGUGGAAAUCCUGUAAAAGGAUUUUAAAUUUUUUAUCCACUUGAAAAACGAAAAAAAGUGUGAGAAAAGUUUUCUAACCGUAUUCUCGCGCGAGCAACGUAGCUACUAAAGAAGUGUGUGUGCAGCACUACAAUUAGAAGAAGAAGAAGAGAUAAGAAAUCGAGUUAAAAAUUAAAACCUUAUUUGAACCAAAAAGAAGAAAAAAAAAAUUAAAAAAAAAAAAAAAUAAAUAAAUAAAAAAAUAAAAAAGGUAAAUAAACCGAAAUUAAAACAAAAAAAAAAACAUUUCAAAAAGUGCGCUAACUGUCGAAAGCAGCAAAAAGAGCGUUGUAAACUGAAAGCAACGGCACAACUUACGCCACAUUUUUCCUGCGCUGUUUGGCGAAUUAAGCAGGAAAUGGAUUAACAACGAAGUGUAGAUUCUCACAUUUGUCGCUCCACUGCGCCAAAGCUUGGAUAUAGCAACACUUUUUUCAACUGUUGGAAGUAGCAAAUCAUGAUCCUACGACCAUGCAGAUAAAAAUAAUGGAUACAAAAAUACAUUUCUGGGUCAUCCUCCUGAUGACAAUUUUCAUCGAGAAUACAUCGGUGGCAAAGCGUCUGAAUGCCAGUCAAGCUUUCGAUGACACGUGGAAUACCGCUUCCGAUCUGGAGAAUGAACUCGAAUGCAUGUUGCAGCAAAAGCGUGCCAAAAGCAGCAGUAGCGGCAUCUCAUCGGCGACGUCAUCCGGCAGCAAAGAUGGCCAAUGGUCUGGCUGGUCGGAGUGGUCGACGUGUUCACGUACCUGCGAUGGCGGCAUUAUGCAACAAAUACGCCGCUGCUACAACACAAACGGUUGCAAGGGCGAGAGCGUACGCUAUCGCAUCUGCAAUAUGCAGCCGUGUCCGGAGCAACAAGACUUUCGUGCGCAUCAGUGUGCCGCCUACAACGAUGUACCCUACGAUGGGACGCUCUACACGUGGACGCCACACUACGACUAUGUGGAGCCAUGCGCGUUAACAUGCAGAGGGCGUCCAGCACAUUUGCAUUUGGGAGACAGCUCCUCUUCCGAGACCGAAGGCGUUGAAGAUCCCGAACACUACGACGAUCACGUGAUCGUUCAGCUGUCGGCGCGCGUUCAAGACGGCACCCGCUGUCGGGCGGGUAGCCUCGAUAUGUGCAUACAGGGCAAAUGCCAGCGCGUGGGCUGUGAUUUGAAAAUCGGUUCAACGAAAAAAAUCGACAGUUGUGGCGUCUGUGGUGGCGAUAGCAGCUCCUGCUCGCAGCCACUCUAUUAUUGGGAAACAGCACCAACAACACAAUGCUCGGUGACAUGUGGCGGAGGCUACAAGAUGUCUCGUCCUGUGUGUCGAAAUCGUGUCACUGGCGUGGAAGUCGAGGAUGCCAUGUGCAGUGGUCCCCAGCGGCCGGAACCAUCGGUGCUACUUUGCAACACGCACACCUGUCCACCAAGGUGGCUCACCGAUGACUGGAGUCCGUGUAGUCGCCUUUGUGGUGCUGGAUAUCGCGAGCGCAUGGUUGUUUGUGCGGAGGAGAAUAAUGGCAUCAAGACAACGGUACUGGAUGUGAUGUGUCGAGCGCCAAAGCCAGCCACGCAGGAGCCCUGCAUGAUUGAGAAGUGUCCUACGUGGGAGGUGGAAGAUUGGACUGGAUGCUCGGUAACCUGCGGCCAAGGCUUACAAAUGCGUGGCGUUGAAUGCAAAUCGGCUGAUGGCAGACACAGCGCCAAAUGCGACCCACUUACGAAACCCGCAUCGGUGCAGCAAUGCUCGACGGGGAUAUCUUGUGAUGGUGGCGGUACAAUUAUACUCGGCAGCAGCGGUCCUCUCGCAUCGUCUGAUGACGGGGAGCUGGAUGAGGAAGACGAUGAGGAUGACGACGAUUCGGCGGAUGUUGAAGAUGUGGAAGAAGGCGGUGACGAGUCUGGCGAUGCGCGCAAUGAUGAUGCGGGUUUGGUGUCGUAUCGCGAUGAGCCCGCACCACAGUACGCGCACCGCUCGAUCAGUCAUCUGCAUCACGAUGAGCCGCAACAGCCGCGUGCCGAACGUCUCACUAGUGGUGGUGGUGGCGGCGGUGGCGGCGGAUAUGGUUAUCGCAGUAAAUCCGAUGCCGAAUCCAAAGUACCAGUUGGUGAUCCAAGCUUCGUCAAGGACACCGAGUGGUCAGCGUGCAGUGUCACCUGUGGCGAAGGCGUCCGUCGACGAGUGUAUCGCUGUAAAAUCUUCCUUGAAUACUCUCGUACCAUUGCCACUGUCAACGAUUCGCUUUGUGAGGGCAUCAGACCACACGAUGAAGUUGAGCGUUGCGUCGAGGAACCUUGUGUUCUCUCACACAUCUACGACGAACAAUUUCCACGCGACUCGAUUAAAGUUGGCGUCUCCGAGCCGGGCAAAACAUAUGUGUGGCGCGAGCAUGGCUACACUUCGUGCAGUGCCAGUUGUUUGGGUGGUGUUGAGGAGUUAAUAAUUAAUUGCGUUCGUGAGGAUAAUGGUCGCGUAGUAUCGCCAUUCCUGUGCACACCUGAAACGAAACCAGAAUCGCGGGUGCGCACCUGCAACGAUCGACCAUGCCCACCGCGUUGGAAUUACUCCGACUACACACCCUGCUCGAAGUCGUGCGGCAUUGGCAUUAAAACACGUGAAGUGCAAUGCAUUCACGAAGUAACGCGCGGCGGUGAGAAUACAAUGGUUGUGCCGAAUAGUAUGUGCCCACAGCCGCCACCAGCCGAUCGCCAGUAUUGCAAUGUGCUCGACUGUCCAGUGCGCUGGGAAGUAGGCGAAUGGUCGAAAUGCUCGCACACCUGCGGCUAUGGCAUCAAGGAGCGGAAGGUGGAGUGUAAACAGAUAAUGGCACAGGAACAUAAAAUCGAACGACCCGAAUCGAUGUGCCCCAGUGCGAAGCCACCAGAUAAGAAACCAUGUAAUGUAAAACCCUGCCCGCUGGAAGAUCCAAAGCCGGUCAUACAAGUCAGCAAUACAACGCAUAUUCAACAUGACCCAAAGAAGUCGAAAAUCACACUUAAAGUUGGUGGUGCCGCCGUCGUUUUCUUUGGCACGCAGGUGAAGAUAAAGUGUCCCGUGAAACGUUAUAAUCGUACAAAGAUAAAGUGGAGCAAGGAUCACAAACCGUUAGCGCGCUCAAGGAAGUUCAAGGUGUCUAAGAAAGGCGCGUUACGUAUAAUGGACAUAACAUUCCGCGAUGCUGGUGUGUAUUCGUGCCAUGCGGGACAUAGUUCUGCAGAGAUCAACAUUGAGGUGAAAGCGAAACCUGGACAACAGCCAGAGGAGCUCAAAUUGCAAGAAUCAGAACGCUUGGUGCGUGAACGCGAUGGUACUGAAGCUUUAACCUCUGCAGAUAUGACGACAGUUGGAGACGGAACAAACAGCUCACAAACCACACGCAACAAACAGCAAAACGGACGCGAACGCAAUCGACGACCCAAAACCGAUGAGCCACAAAAUGUGGAUGGCAACAUCAUGGAGAAUGAGCAGUCGCAAUUAGUGCAGCAAGUCGGCGAAGAUGCUGCCGUCGGUGGUACGGCGAAAUCGGCAAGCGCCAGCAAUGGCGGCAGUCGUGCCAACGUUUUACUCGCCAUGCCAUACUUCCAGGCGCUACUCAGCAAUUUGCAGCACUUGUGGCCUUUUCAGAAAUACGGUAAUUCGAGGGGACAUCACAUGCUGCUCGACAAAGGCCUACAAUUCGGUAUUGAUUUGGAAAAUUUCGAACAGGACGAACCGGCUCGACCACAAAUCGACACUAAGGAUCUACAAGCACUAACAUCAGCAGAAGCAGAAGCAGCCGCAACAGCAACAGCAGCAGCAUCUGAGGCAUUCGCUUCGUCAUCGCUUACAGCAAUGGACACGAAUGGCAGCAACAAUGAGUGGCAUGAACAGGAAGCAACAGACCAUAUAAGCGCCAUCAUCAACACAAUAACAACAACAACAAUGCCGCCAUCAGUUGGUAAGUCGAUAGCCGCCGCAACACAUGAGGCCGACUCGCCACAUUCACCGCACGCCAGAUGGCAGAAGCAAGGCGACACAGAGGGUGCAGUGGCAACAGCGGCACCCAGUAAUCAUGUCACGUACGAAUGGCGCAUCAGUGACUGGUCUGAGUGCUCGGAGAAGUGCGGCAAUGCGGGUGGUGCAGGUUUACGGCGUCGCUCAAUCACUUGCUUACGUUUACGCCAUCAUUUGCCCACCCAAAACGCCCUGGAAUCGCACGUUGAAGCGGACAUCGAAACGGUGGAUAAUGGGUACUGUCUGGAUUAUGGCCUGAACAUUCCCGACACGUUCGAAGGGUGCGGUCAAGAGGAGUGCGCCCGUUGGGAGACUAGCGAGUGGACGUUAUGUCAGCGUUCGCGUUGUUUUGGCCGCAACACAGCCAUACAAAAGCGUGAGGUUAAGUGUCGCUAUGCGAAUGGCACGGAGGCGACGGACGCCUGUAGUGUGGCACAGCGUCCCAUUAGUCGACAGGAGUGCUACAGUGAACGUUGCAAGGGCGUUUGGCGUGUCGAGCCAUGGUCGGAGUGUAAUGCGCAAUGCGGUCGCCAGGGAAUCAAAUACCGCAUUUUACAGUGUGUUUGGUAUGGCACACGACGACCGGCGGGCAAUGCUUGUCGCCAUCAGCCGCGUCCGGCGGUGAUGAAAGUGUGCAAGAGUCCGCCCUGCUUUACGAAAACUUUUGAGCAAUGCCAAGACACUUCCCGGUAUUGCCGCAAUGUGCGUUCGAUGGGAUUGUGUCGAUUACAUCGCUACCAAGAAAAAUGUUGUAAAUCCUGCAAGUUCAAUGCCUAUUACAAUUAACGACAACUGUUGGCGAGGAAGGCAAGGCCCAUACCUUGUCGAGGCUGAGACUGAGCCCAAAGACGAGGUUAACUAUUGGUUGCGUAUAGCAAAGCUAAAGCACCCAGAGCCAUAAAACAAACUCAUGCAAAACAAAUUCCAAAGGAAGCAAACCAGCAACAAUUCAACAGCAGUCAGUGGGCAAACCCACAAAACCGAAGGCAAACAAAUAAUCGUUGGAACAUUACUACUACAUAUAUUCAUACACAUACAUAUAUAGUUCAUAUAAACACAAAAGUAAGUGUUUAUUUAUUUGCAUCUUCUACAUAUUCGAGCCAAAUGAUCAAAGCGUAAUUGAAGCUGCCAAUAUAAAGUCGAUUCUUCUAUGUCGAUUCUCUAGCAUAGCGCGUACUGUACAUACAUACAUAUGCACGUGUAUUAGUAAAUAUAUACGCACUUUUAUUGAUGUCUGCCAGUCUGCCAGUCAACAGCAAUUCAAUACUAGCAAAUAUGUUUCAAUGAAAAUAAAAACAGUUUCAAACACAUCUAUGCUGCAGUUCAAUGUCCUUGCCACAAAAAAAACAACAACAACAAAUAACUAAAAGGGAAUAUUGUGUGUAUGUAAUAUUUAUGAAAAGUUGUAAGUAUAGAUUAAAUUUGUUGCAAAACUUAACCUUUAUAAUGUAAAUACUAGAAAAUAAACAAAAGACAACAACAACAAACACACCCGCUCUAUGUUUGUUGGGGGAAAAAAUCAAACAUAUUAAAAUAUAAACAAAAAAAUAUGAAAUUUAAGUGUAAGUCUAAAAAAAUAUUGUAAUAAAAAAUAAAACCCAAUAAUUAACUAUAAAUUGUAUGAGUUUUGCUACAGAAACAAUUAAAAAAGCGGGAUUUUCACUCUUUUGUAUUGAUUUUUUUUAAAGAAAACUAUGAAAAACGAUUAAUUACCGUUAUUACUUUGUAUAAAAAAAUAGAAAAAUCGAAAUAUAUGUAAAUGUGUAAAAGAAAGCUAAGAGAACAAAGCAUGUUGCAACAAAAACAAAACUACAUGCACACACACAUACACAUGCAUGGUGGCAAAUACUCUGAUACAUUCGUUUACAUGCAAAUUACACUAAUUAUAAAUAAUUGCCAAUAUGCGUGAGACGUAUAUGUAUAUGUAUGUGUGCGUACACACAUACAUGCAUAUUCAUGUGUAGUUGUAACGUAGAAUGUACUAAAGUGGCUUGCUUGCAAUGCAACACUCACAAAAAUUGUUAUUACAAAAUAUUUGCAAAAGGCAUUCAAACUCAAAAAUACAACAUAAACACAAAAUGCAGCUGCAAUGCGAAAACUAGAAAUAUUCAUGUGUGCAUGGUUAUGUUAAAAUUAUUUGCAUACAAAAAACAAAAAUAAAUCAUUUUUAAAACAAAAAUCGUUCUUACUUAAGUGCUGACUUAGAAGUUAUCGAAGCGAUUGCGCAGGGGGAAGAAGCGAAAAACAAAAACAGAAAAACACAAAAAAGCAAAACAAAAAACACAAAAACAAAUUUAUGGGAAAACAAAAAGUGAAGAAGAGAAAAGGGAAAAACUGAUAAAAGACAAACAAAAAGUAGGUUAAUAGUUAAGAUGAAGAAAAAUGAUAUUUGAUGUGCAGAAAACGAUGGCGCAGCUGAUGAAGAUGAAGAUGAAGAUGAUUAUUAUUACUAUUAUUGUAUACAAAAUAUAUAUUUAACAAAUGAAAUUAUUAUAUACAUGCCUACAAAUAUUUUUUUUGUUUUUCACCUUAAGUUAAUUUUUACGUUGGCCUUUAAGGAAAUAUAAAAUUAAAAAUAAAUAAAGCAAAAGAAAAAGUUAUGAAGAAAGUUAAAAA
Anastrepha ludens (Mexican fruit fly) is the source of this 7548-nucleotide messenger RNA. RefSeq names its product protein madd-4 (gene nolo). The record is from RefSeq and is a predicted model, not a curated record. Gene Ontology annotation, molecular function: metalloendopeptidase activity. NCBI's taxonomy places the organism in Eukaryota, Metazoa, Arthropoda, Insecta, Diptera, Tephritidae. The transcript is spliced from 21 exons. Gene Ontology annotation, cellular component: extracellular matrix. Gene Ontology annotation, biological process: extracellular matrix organization. Bases 1426 to 5718 code for a protein of 1430 amino acids.